This is a messenger RNA of Paramormyrops kingsleyae, 9416 nucleotides long. The record is from RefSeq and is a predicted model, not a curated record. NCBI's taxonomy places the organism in Eukaryota, Metazoa, Chordata, Actinopteri, Osteoglossiformes, Mormyridae.
AUGAAAAAAGGACCUAUUGCAGAAGAGAAACCAAAAAAAGACGCCAUGGCAACCAAACCAUUCCCAAUGAAAGGGUUAGUUUUUAACAAAAAUGCAAUAACAAAAGGGAAGCCUCAGAUUCUUCAGAUAGUCAAGACAGCAAAAACAAAAGAUAAGAAACAAAGCUUGAAUGAAGAUAUAGAAGCAUCUCCAUCUACAUCCUCUCCAAAAACUCUUAUGGCUGGUAAAUCGUACUUAAUGCUAAACAUGAAAGUGAAAAAGAAAGAGGAUAAGAACAGUCUAAACCCAAGAGAUGAACCUGACAAUGAAAAACAAAAUGAAGAUAUUAUGAAAGAACGGCAAAGUAACGGCCAGUCAAAAAAUCUUGGAUUAGCGCUUGCAAAGGUAAAAAUGGCUUCUAUGAGGUAUCAAACCAGGAAGAAUCAAAGAAUGUUAGAUGAGCUUGCAUUGGUAGAUGAACCUGUAGAAGCAACAAAUUCUAAAGUCACAAAAUCCCUAGUAGCUCAACGGAAGAGCAUCAAUACACUGCGACGUGUCUCUGGAUGGAUACAGAAAAAGAUUCCAAAAAGUACCAGCUUACGGACUAAGUUGACUACAGUUUCCAGAGCUAUUGGCAUCACCAGAUGGCUCUCGGCACAAGCCGCAAAGCACCAGAGAAGUAACAAAAGUUCUAAGCAGAAUGUCUUCCACCGGAAGGUGAUUAAGGGUAUUUCCAGUACUGCUACACUAGCCAGAAAGAAGGCUCAGUUGCCAAUUAAAGGAGCAAAAGACUUUGAGGAGGAGAUGACAACUUAUCGAGAGAAGCAAAGAGUCAUGAAGGAAGAAACACAAGAUGCCUCUUCUGAUGACCUUAGCUCAUCACCCCAAGCUAAUGAUAGUCAUAGCGAACCAGAAGAAAAAGCAAAUUCCAUAGACCCUAAAUAUGCUAUCGUCUUCCCAAGGAUGCACAAGAUUGGCAAGGGCAAGGGAGGUUCGCCUUCCUCCACCAGUGCAAGCACUGCAAGCACUGUCAAAGAACCAAAGCGUGUUCCUCCAAAGCCAGGUGCUCGCCUUGUUCUCCCAGUACAGCCUGAUCUAACCCUCCUGAAGUCGAUCAAAAAGAUCUCUCACAAGGAAGAUCAGCCUAAGAGUAGAACAAUAGAUAAGAAUGUAGAGGACAAAGCAUUAGAGAAAUUGGACACUGCACAAUCACUAAUUUUUGGGAAAGGACAUAGCACAAUACAGUCAGCUAGAGGAAAACUACACUUAAAGCCAGGGGUAUCUGAGCUACCAUUAUCUAAGAAUUUAUCUGGAACAGAAUUAAAGUUGAAAGAGGGUAUAGGUAAAAAUAAAAACAAAAAUGAAUCAGUUGAUAAAGCAAUGGAGGCACAAGAAGAAAGGAGAGUUAUAACGCCGUCCUUCUACGAGGAGGAAGCUGACCGAGAAGUGGCAGAGUUGAUGGGUGAAGAUACUUUCUCCACUUCAGUGGAGGUGCAUUGGGCUCAGGAUCACCCAUUCCGGAGUGAUCCUCAGGACUGGCUGAAAGCAGAGACCCUGCUUCCACACCAAACUGUUGAGAAGCUCAGCAAAUGGUCCAUAUACCAGGAGACAGAACAGUGUCAUACUAUUCCAAUCCAAAAUGGUAAGGGACCGUGGGAAGCAGAGGAUGUCGUUCAAAAUAUGCUGGAAAGCCGACUCACCAACACACAGGUAUAUAUGAAAGACACCAAGCAAAUCUUGGAAGUGGAUGAAGUGGAUGAUUUGUCACGGCUUGAAGAAGUGUGUGAGAGUUCUGUGCUGCUCAAUCUGAAAAAAAGAUUUCAUCGAGACUUGAUUUAUACGUACAUCGGAAACAUGCUGCUGUCAGUCAACCCCUUUAAGCCCCUCGGUAUCUAUUCAGAGGAGGUGGGUGUGCAGUAUCAAGGCAAGUUGUUGCAGCAGAACUCACCUCACGUUUAUGCUGUAGCAGAGGAAGCCUUCUGCCACUCCCAGAGUUCAACCCAAGAGCAGUGCAUCGUCAUUAGUGGGCAGAGCGGUUCUGGGAAGACAGAAGCGACCAAGCGUAUCGUACAGUACCUGAGCUGCAUGUACCAGGGGAUGGCUGACGGUGUGAGGCAGCCCUUGGAUGUCUUGCCCAUUCUGGAGAGCUUUGGCAAUGCCAAGACCAUCCUUAACAACAAUUCAAGUCGUUUUGGCAAGUACCUGCACAUCCAUAUUCGGCAUGGUGUAGUGGUGGGGACCUCUCUUUCACACUACCUCCUUGAGAAAUCCCGAGUUGUGUUUCAGGCCCAAGGGGAGAGGAACUACCAUGUGUUCUAUGAGAUGCUGGCUGGGCUAAAUGACUGGGACAAACAGGAGCUGUACUUACAGGGAGCAGAGACAUACUUCUACCUCAAUCAGGGUGGCACUUGUGAGCUGGAGGGCAAGUGGGACAGAGAAGACUUUGUGACAUUAGUCCGCUGCUUGGAGACUAUCGAUCUGCAUGCGGAUCAGCUGUCCUCUGUGUGGGCCAUUCUGUCAUCUAUCCUGCAGCUGGGCAACAUCUGCUUCAGCUCUUAUGAGAGCGAGUCGCUGGAGGUGGCACGUAUCUUCAGUGAGGCUGAGGCGAGGCGUGUGGGCAGCCUGCUGCAGGUGUCUGCAGAGGCCCUCCAGACCGUCAUUACCCACCGCGUCACAGAAACAACCUAUGAUAGAAUCUACUGCCCCCUAUCAGUGGAAGGUGCCAUAGAGUGCAGAGACGCCAUAGCCAAAACGCUCUACUCAGUGCUGUUUAACUGGCUGCUGGAUCGCAUCAACGAGUGGCUCAUUCCUACAGAGAUGGACAGCACCGUUGGAAUCGUGGACAUAUAUGGGUUUGAGGACUUGGGGGUAAACAGCUUUGAGCAACUGUGCAUUAAUUUUGCCAAUGAACAGCUGCAACAUUUCAUCAAUAAGGCAGUGGUAUCGCAGGAGCAGGAAGAGUACAAUGCAGAGCAGAUCAAAUAUUACCCCGUGACCGUCCAGAACAAUGACUCCUGCCUGGAGCUCAUCUCUGCUCGGCCCUACGGCAUCCUUCGCAUCCUGGAUGACCAAACCUGCCUCCCUCAGGCCACAGACCAUACCUUCCUGCAGAAGUGCCAUUAUCACCAUGGAGGAAACCCACUUUACACCAAACCAAAGAUUCCACUGCCCACCUUCACAAUAUACCACUAUGCAGGGGCUGUUACCUACCAGGUACACAAUUUCCUGAACAAGAAUCAUGACCACUUUCGUCCAGAGGUUCUUGAGCUUUUUGCACGGAGUCGACUGAAGAUGGUGUCCAGUCUGUUUCGCAAAGUGCAGGAGGGUUACCUGCAGCAGAAGGAGCUGGGCCUGCGUGGCCGGGGCCACCGGCAGCUGGUCACCACUGUGGCAGCGCACUUCCAGCAGUCACUCUCAGAGCUGACCAAACGACUCGAAAGGUGUAAAACUACAUUUGUACGCUGCUUCAAGCCCAAUUACAUGAAGUUACCGGGCAUAUUUGAUGUAGACUAUAUGACGCAGCAGCUACGGCAUGCUGGGAUACUGCAGGCUAUUCACAUCAGGAAAGAGGGAUAUCCCAUUCGGAUUCUUUACUCCUACUUCAUUGACAGGUAUGGGGUUCUCAUGCCUCAGCGCACAGCAGACCUACCUGAGAGGGAGUUCGUUGUAGCACUGCUAGGCUCCAUUCCAGGUGUAGAGGUGGAGCAGUAUCAGCUGGGUCUGACCAAGGUGUUCCUGAAGGAGGUGCUGUACCAGAAGGUGGAGGAGCGAUGGAAGAGCACGCAGACCUGGGCUGCUAUCACACUACAACGGAAUAUCCGUGGUUUUAUCUGCCGUCGUAAUUACCGCUACUUCCGGCAGAAGGCCAUCGUCCUCCAGUCACAUAUCCGGGGCCACCAGGCCAGGAAGCACUACAAGAGAAUGAAGCAGUCCUUCACCCAGUUUUGGGCAACUAUGAUGAUCACCAGAAACACCUUAAAGAGGCAGCAGUGGCGAGGACGCAGAAAGAAGAACCUAUUGAGUGAUAACACAGUGACGGGGAAAACCCAGUCUGAUUCUGCUGGAAUGGAUGUGGGAAUGUUAGAGAUCCCAGUGGAGCUCUCUGCCAGACUGCGUGGAGCGACUGGGCGACGUCCUGGCUCUGGGGUCACGGAGGUGGCCCCUCCACAGGUCAAAGCGGAGCACAACCUCGCACUGCCCCAAGAUAUUAACAGCUUUCCCUUCUCCCGAUAUGCCAACACUGAGCUGAAGGAUGGAUGGUGCCAGGCCGAAGGUUACCCUCUUCAGUGGCCUCUGACUUCCCUGAGCCCUGAAGAUGCCAGCACGGCCCUAGAGAUUAAUAAAUUGAUUCUGCGCUUUUCUGGGGACUCUGAACUUGGGGGAUGGCAAGAGCAGAUGCUGGGGAACUACAUAAUUGAGAAGGGGCUGGCAAAACCUUCUCUGAGGGAUGAGAUCCUGUCCCAACUGGUUUUUCACACUUGGGGCGUAGAGGGCGGGGAGACAGCCUUGCGGGGCUGGCUGCUGAUGGCCUGCUGCCUGAGUACAUUCACCCCCUCUCCAUCCUUGGAUAAGCCCCUGCUGAAGUACGUGUCAGACCAUGGGCCAGGAAAAUACCGAUCGCUAUGCCAACAUAAGCUGCUUACUUCCCGGCCACAACCAGCCCCAGCCUGCAGAGUCUAUCCUGCUACACAGCUGGAGUGGACAGCCAAUCAGAGGACAGGAAAAAUGGUUCUGGAUGUCGACACCUUCAAUGAGGAAACACUAACAGCAGAGGUGGAAUCCUGGACUACAGGGGAGCAGCUGGCCUUAUGGGUGCUCAGAUUCAGGGGUUUGCCAGAAGCUCCGCGCGGAUGGUCCGUUUCGCUCCUGGCUGGGGAUCGUUGGACAGACCUGGCUGGCAGUGACUUUGUCAUGGACCUUCUGGCGGAGGGGGAGGCUGAUGUCCCACAGGCUGAGCUACUGCCACCACCACCUCCACCAGCCAAUGAAUACCUCUUCAGCUCCCAGAGGAACAUGAUGAUGAACCUACAUGAUGAUGAGUUCAUUCCUCCUGCUCCAUCGAUGCCGGCCCCAGGACUGCCAGUCUCUGAGGCUUCCUGGAGCAGUAGUGAUUACCCUUCUGUGGAAGGUUCCAGAGGUCGGCAGUUUGACACUUUUGUGGAUGACCUUUUUGACCCUGUGUGGGACCAAGCUGUGCCUGACGCGGAGAGAAUGGCUAUGCUGAACCGACGUUUGAGGGGAGGGGGUGGUAUUGGCCCCAUGCAUCCUGGAAUAUAUCCUACCACGGGUGUUCCAAUGACAAUGCCAAUGGCAGGUUAUUCCAUGGGGAUGCCCGCAGUGCCCAGCUAUCCAGCUGUGCCUGCCAUGCCGGCAGCAGCCCCAGUGUUUCCCAGCAUGCCUGGUAUGAUGAUGCAACCUGCCAUGCCCCAGCCUGCACCAGUAAUGGAUCCCCAGCAGAUGGCAGCACAGCAACAGGCCUUCAUCAGCCAGCAGGCUUUUGUCAUGGCUCAACAGAUGACUCUGCAGGCCAUAAGCCUUUCACAGCAGCAGCAGCAGGAGCAGCUACAGAGGGAGCGGCAGCAGCAGCAGGAGCAGCUACAGAGGGAGCGGCAGCAGCAGCAGGAGCAGCUACAGAGGGAGCGGCAGCAGGAGCAGCUACAGAGGGAGCGGCAGCAGCGUUUGGAGCAGCCACCGCGACAGAUAGUGCCAAGAGCAGCACCUGUACCUUCCCCUCAACCAUCUCCCAAGACUGCUCCCUACCAGGAGACCCCAGAGUCUCAGCCUAGGCACAGUACCCCAGAGCCAGAGGAGAUUGUAGACACUUCUACGACUGAUGAGCUAGAAUCCUUUAAAGAGAAGAGAGACUUUUUCCAGAAGAUUGAAGGAUCACAAAAAGUGAAUCCUCCACCAAAGCCUCCGAAACCACGGCCAUCCCCCCUUCAGACGGUGGAAAGGACAAGCAUGCCGGAAGAGCCCAAGCCUCCAUCUUCAAGGACACCCAAAGCAAAGCCACCUCCUGAACCAAAACCAGUGAAAGAUGACCCCCCCUCUCCCACCUCUCCUAAACCACAACCUAGCAGCCACAUACGAGAAAUUGUCAAACUGUAUCAGAGCCGCCCUCUUCCUGAGGCUGUACCAUUCAAACCUGUGAGGAUUCCUGCAAAAUCUUUUGUGAAGAAAAAUGACCCUAAAGAAGAGGCACUGGCAAUUCUAAAGGCAAAUGCACCAGCUGUGCCUUCCAAGAAAGAACAAGUUCCUCUUCCAGCGCUUCAGAACCAAACAUCAGUGUCCCCUCCUCCAAACUCUCAGAGGUCCAUCUCAAAAGAAAUGAGGCAAAAGCAGCAGUCCUUAGCUGACCUUUUCGGCUCUACCCGCUUCAAAAACCCACCCCCUCCACCAAAUCUCCCCCCUCCACCUCCUGAGCCCCUCCCUGCCUUCAUCCCAGACCCUCCACCAAUGAUGGCUCCAGUAAUCAGUGAACGUAAAAGACUCACCAGUGAGGAGACCAUUGUGUCACAGCUAGACAAAUUCUCAGCCAGUGUUUACUUCUCAUACUCUAACAUGCCUGGUAAAUUCUUCCUGCGAAAAGAGGUGUUCUACCCCCGGGAGAAGUUUAACCAUCCUUAUGUCCUUAACCUUCUGUGCGAGCAAAUCAUGAGGGACACCUACUCAGACUCCUGCAUACGUAUCUCCAGAGAGGAACGGCGGAAGAUGAAGGACCUGCUGGCUGGAUUUCACAUAGGCACCAGUAUCCGCGCAGUGCAGGAUGACACUGUAAAGAAGAGGAUCAUAAUGGCAGCCCGUGACAACUGGACCAAUUACUUCUCACGCCUCUUCCCCGUGACAGGUGGGAAUUCUGGAGACACAGAGGCACUGGGGGUGUCGCACCGUGGGAUUCGCUUGCUGCGAGUUGCCAGGGCGUCAGGCAUCAACCCAAAACACCUCAAGGUGCUCCGUAGCUACAGCUACGCAGAGGUGCUGUCUGUGGAGCAGAGAGGGCCACACGUCAUGGAGUUCCUGCUGAAAAGCGAGCAGCUAGAGCUACAUUCCCCUCGGACCCCACAAAUUGUUGCUAUGGUUCGGUUCUUCAUUACUGAGCUUCUCAAGGACUCAGCCCAUGUGGUGGCCCUAAAGAGCUACGUGACCGAUGAUAAGAGCCUGCUAAGCUUCCAGAAGGGGGACAUCAUUAAGCUACUCCCCAUGGAAGAGACACAAGCAGGUUGGAAGUUUGGCUCCAUCGGUGGGCGCUGUGGUCUUUUCCCCGCCAAGCUGACCCAGCCUGCGGCCCCCCCAGACUAUCACUGCACCCAGAUCGAACGGCGUGACGAGCUCCGAAAGAGCUUGCGAGUGAAGCCUCCCUCGGACCCGCCACAGAAACAGUCGACGAGGUCCUCACCUCCAGACACCCCCGUGAUGGGCGAGCACAGGCAUGAGGGCUCGCCGCCGGUCUCCGAUGGCGACGGCCAGGAGUUCUUCCUCAUGGAGUUUGCAACAAAGUACUUCAGGGAGGCUGCGACGGGAUUGGGCUGGAAAGGUUUAGCUGCAGAGGGAAGAAGCUGUGCAGAGAUGGUUCAGCACACAAAGGUUCCCAUUCAGGAAUCCCUGAUCUUCUACUCAGACAAUGAGCUGAACGAGCUUGCAGCACAGUGCUUCAUGAGCGUGAUGCGAUUUAUGGGGGACCAGCCUUUGAUGAAGCACCAGACGGAGGGAGAUUGUUUAAACAGCAUCUUGCAGCUGGGGAAGGAGAAGGAGUUCCUGAGGGAUGAGAUCUACUGCCAGGUGAUAAAGCAGACGACCCAAAACCCACGCAAGGAGAGCUGUACCCUUGGCUGGCGUCUGAUGAAUCUGGUGACAGGUUUCUUCCCAUGCUCGAGCACCCUGAGGCCCUAUAUUGUCCGACAUCUGAAGGACUGCGCCCAAGACACUGCACACCCCUAUCAGGAGCUGUCCCGCACCGCUGAGGAGAAUCUGACACGCUCCCUGACCUACGGUGGCCGCAGACACGUCCCCUCUCAAGUGGAGAUCGGUGCCAUCUUGGCAGGCAGAAGCUCGCGGCGCUUCCCCAUCUCGCUCCCGGGAGGAGAGGAGUUCUCGUGUAAGAUGCGCAGCUUCAGUGUGGCGCUGGACGUGAUGAAGGAGCUGUGCACGGAGAUGGGCGUGGUGAAUCCUGCAGAGGUCAUGGAGUUCUCCAUCCGAGCUAUCCGGAGCAAGGAUGAAUUCGUGCGCCCCAUUCAACCGGAUGAGUACUUGUUUGACUUCAUUUUGGACAGUGACUCCAUUAUCCUCUCAUUCCGCCGGAUUAUCUGGACGACGCAGCUGCACUUCGAGAAUGACCUGUACAUCGCGUUCCACUACCAGCAGGUCCUUGCUGAUUACCUUGAAGGGAAGCUUUUGCUUCCAGUCAGCGGUGCCUCUGGUCUCCAGGCAAUGACAGAUAUGGCUGUUUUUCAGCACCUGGCACUGGGACUGAAAACCCAACCCACCCAGCAUGAGUUGAAAGAAUACCUCCCUCAGACUGAGAGGAGCAAAGCCAAGCUUCAGCAGCUGCAUUCUGCAGUAAACAGACAGCUGGAUGGCGCACAACAUUUAAGCCCCCGUGAUGCCAAAAUACGCUGCCUUGAAACCAUCAGGAAUCUGCCUCUCUUUAGCUGCAAUAUCUUUCAGGCCCAGAAAGUCAGCCACUAUGAGUGUCCAUCCCCUUGCCUUGUUGCUGUCAAUGAUGAAGACGUUUUGUUUUUGAAUCCGAGAACACAGGAGAUUGCUUUCAAGAUCCCUCUGACUGAAGUGCAGUCCCUCCGAUCAAAAAAAGAAAAGUUGCCUCAAAUGGAAAUAAGCUAUGGUCACCCCACCUACCCAAAAACAAUAACAAUCCACCUCAAACAGGCCAAAGAGUUAUGCCACACCAUUGCAACCAUUAUGGAGGAGCUGGUGCGACCACAGCCCGGCAGCACUAGGUCAAGAUCGUCUACUGGGACACCAUCUCGGCACCCGUCGGCCAUGUCCUCAGUGAGCUAAAGCACCACUGCUUCACAUACCACCUGAGUGGUGAGGAUAGUCCAGCUAGUAAAUAGUACGUAUGACUGGUACUGAAGACCCAGUUGCUGCUCACUGAUCAAAGGCAACUGCUGUCAUACUUUGAUGUUCAUAAAUGAACAAGGGGAAACCAUCCAAUAUUGGUAGUGACUUUUAUAGAGAUAUUUCUAUAAUCACUUAUCAAAAUAUUUCAGUUAGCUCAUGUAUUUUAUUUGUACCGGAAAUGUUUGGCUUAAAAGUUCUAUAUCCAGCUUUUAAAUUCACAGUAAACUACUAAUAACCUGUAAUUUUUAAAAAAAUUCCUUUUCGAGAUUGAAUACUACUUUGCACAGUGUAAAUUUUAUACAUUGCAAUCAACAAAUGCAAAAAUUAAAAAGCACUUUUAUGAGAUUCCUUUCACAGUA